Messenger RNA from Botrytis cinerea B05.10, 1419 nucleotides. RefSeq lists its product as hypothetical. The coding region runs from base 199 to 915 and encodes 238 amino acids. NCBI's taxonomy places the organism in Eukaryota, Fungi, Ascomycota, Leotiomycetes, Helotiales, Sclerotiniaceae. The record is from RefSeq and is a predicted model, not a curated record. The transcript is spliced from 2 exons.
GCACAUUUACUGCACCCUUAGAUUGUCUUGGUUACCGUAAAAUUUCCCCAACCCAGUCAAUUCAGCCUUGCCAAAAUUUCAUGGCCUUGCACUUCAUUUAGUAAUUCCUCGCCCUCUGACUAUUACGAAUAUACUACCAAUAUCAAUUUAAUAAUAAAAAGCUCAAGCGGAGCUCUCUACGAUACCACAUCUCUGAAAAUGGCAGCGUCUUUACGCGCCGCAAGUUCCAAUGUCUCUAACCGUACAGUUCAUGUUAAAAUAUUCCCCUCUGCUAGAACAUUUGCGGAGAGAAGAGAGGUGCUGAGGGUUUUGGAGAGGUUUGGGGAGGUUACUAUGUUUAGGAGUUUAAAGCAUCACCCAAUAUCUCCUGUCCAGAACGCAUUCAUAUCUAUCUUCAGCUCCGCGACAGCGGCACAGGAAGUUAUUAAUGCAAGCCCGGUACGAUAUCGAUUGGUGGUCGAACCGGACCCGCAAGCCUCUUCCACGGCUCCUUCUGAUGGAAAUGCACCUCCACAAAAACCAAAUGAAAAGGUCUUCUCUCUUUCUCUAAAUAUUACUCGCUACACCCACGACCAAUAUAUUUCUCAUCCACUCACCAACCCGCUCUAUGGUCCGUUUAAACCUAUCGAUACGAAGAGAUCUGGAAUCACGGCGCAUUUGAACAAAGGCCUAGAACCUAGUAUGUGGAGCAAAGGGUUGGCGGAUUGGGACAGUGAUGCGGGGAAGAGGAGUGCAUGGAAUGACGAGGACAAGGAUGGAGGUGAAGAGGAAAAUAGUUUGAGAAAAAGAAGGCACGAUUCCUCAAGUUCAAGUGUGCCAUUGAGGUUAGUCGAAAAAGAUUUGGAGGCUCGGAGGGAACGAAGGCCGAAGGUUAUGGAAGGAUUGAUGGGUAUCGUUGGAGAGGGAAAUCGUUGAGAUUUCAAGGAGAGAUACGAUAUUCUAUUUGAAGUAUAAAAUACAGACUGCAGAUAUUAGCCACGACCUUGUAGCAGGAAGGAAGCACUCCCUAUUCAGGCCUAUUCAGGUUUUGUGGGAUGAGGAGGAAGAUAGUCAGGAUAACAACUCAAGUGCUGAGGUUAGUCCGGUUAGGGGGGUCACCAAUUGGCUGGCAUUUGAAGGUCGACACGGAGAAAUUUAUUCGCAAGAGAAGCAAGAUGCUUCCUACGACUAUUUAUUUCCUGAGUGGUAUCACGUAUAUACAUAUGUCUUACUAGUGUACUUUGGGCCACGAAAGAAACAUAUACUUAGACUAUAAAUGCCAAUCGCGGCAUGUGUACUAUCAACAUUUUGGGUGUUAUGCGUCAUUAAUCCGGACGAUGAGAACCCAGCAUAGUAUCAAAUAUCCCACAAGUUGCUUUACUUGAAAGAAAAACACCAAUUCAAUCCCCCAAUAUGCCUUCUCCAGCCAAGGUUGUUACA